CAUGGAGUUGUUAAAAGAUUACGCGCUCACAAAGUUGCUAUAAAAUGAAAGAAUACAAAGGCAACUCAUUCAGUUAUACACAGUGUAGCUUGGCUGAAGGUCGGCGCUUAAAUCGGGGGAAAGUUUCUUGCUUAGGAAAACCUUGUUGGUUAGUGUCGUAACUUUGACAGAUAACACUUACACUACAAAUUCUUGCUACGAUGCCAAGAGCCUUUCUGCUAAAGAGAAAUUUCGAUGACGGCAAUUAUUUUGGCGAGGGAAACCUUUCUUUCGUUCAAUACGGGGAGGAGAAAGCCGCCAGUGAGGAUUAUUCAGAUGUCAGGCGAAGCAAGAGGCCGGCAAAAAUAAAGAAGGAAGAGGAAGUUGAAUUUUUCGGUGCGUUUCAAAAGAAAAAGAAAUCGUCUUACCCAGCCGAUGUCCGAAUUGAUGGCCGAGUGAAUGAUAUGGGAAAGAUUCUGAGGUUUGCAAAUGAUUUCAUUAAUAAUGGAAAGAAAAUGUCGGGGCAAAAUGCUCAAAAAAGCAGUCUUCAGGAAGUCUCUUUUUUCGACGGGCAAGGAAUUUUUCGGGGAAAUGAAGAAAUGGAGAAGAAAUCCAACGCAUUCGUCAAACACUUCAACAAAGACAUUGACUCGUCCUCGGGCGAAGCCAAGCGGGUGUCUGCUUCAGCGCUCAAGAAAGGUUCUAAUGUGAAUAAAGCAAAUGAACUAAAUGAUACAGGCGCUAAGAGUCGCUCAGAUAAGGUCGUCCACAAAUGCAACCAGUGCGGCAAAAUUUUUAAGACCAAAUACACCUUGUCCAUCCACUUAAAAAUGCCAGAUCACACUCAGAGUCGGCCAUUUGUUUGCAACGUUUGCGGAAAAGGUUUCCGUCUGUCCAGCACCUUGUGCAGGCACAAGAUUAUUCACACAGAGAAAAAACCGCAUAAAUGCGACGAAUGUGGAAAGAGUUUUAACCGUUCUUCCACGCUCAAGACUCAUCUUCGAACACACAGCGACAAGAAAGCUUUCAUCUGCGACAUUUGUGGAAAAGGAUUUCAUCAGAAGGGAAAUUUGCGAAACCAUAUAAUGAUUCACACGGGAGAGAAGCCAUUUCGUUGCAACCAGUGUAAUCGCGCUUUCAACAAGAUGUCUAAUCUAAAGUUUCAUAUGCAUACCCAUUCUGACAACUUGCCGUACCACUGUCGAACUUGUCGAAAGCGAUUUUCAAAAAAGAUUGAUCUGAAAGAACACGUUGAAGAAGCUCACUGAGAAGAUCUAAGAGAAGAAACCACAAGAACUUUCACGAGACUGAAAUAAACUUUAUUGCACGCGAUUCCCCCAAAGCUUAAAUAAAAUUUCAUAGGUUUUAACUGAUUGCUUUGUAAUUUUCACUCGCGCGAGAAAGAACGUACGUAGCCAUUUUUGAACACAUUUUAUCUUGAGAAAAUUAAAUGUUUGCACUUAAUCCUAACAAGAUCAGCAGUAAUUAACGAAACUUGGAGAACGACAGGCUAGAAGUGAGUUUACCAACUCCACAAUGUUGGUUUAAAUUGCGAAAAAUUCGCUUGUAUAGAAAUUCAAAUCAAUUGCUCAAAAUUCAUCCAAAUUGCGUUCUUUAUUGUCCUUUUUAUACUUAUUGAGCACGAAAGCGAAGAUCUCGCGAAAAGGAAUAAUUCUACUCAUGCGAAGAGUAGUAACUAUAACCAGGCAAUAUAAGUGAAAUUUUUAACAAUAUUUUCGCACCUAAUUUUGUUAACACUAUCAGUAAUAGCAUAAUAUGUACAUCGAAGUCAAAUAAAUAAACGCAUGUCAAAAAAUUAUCAUU
This is a messenger RNA of Stylophora pistillata, 1803 nucleotides long. RefSeq lists its product as uncharacterized. Gene Ontology annotation, molecular function: DNA-binding transcription factor activity, RNA polymerase II-specific; RNA polymerase II cis-regulatory region sequence-specific DNA binding. The record is from RefSeq and is a predicted model, not a curated record. Gene Ontology annotation, biological process: regulation of DNA-templated transcription. NCBI's taxonomy places the organism in Eukaryota, Metazoa, Cnidaria, Anthozoa, Scleractinia, Pocilloporidae.